AUGUCGGAGGAAGAUUCAUCAUGGCGAUGCCUGCGGAAACUCUUCGGUAUUUUUGACAAGGACAGAGACGGAAAGCUGAAUCUCGAUGAUCUCGUCCUGUACGUAGCUGAAGUCCGAAAGAUGGGGAUUGUUGAAAUUGACGAAGCAAACGUUGUAAACGAGAUGAUGAAGCUGGACGCUGAGUACAUCACUUUCGAUGAGUUCAAGACAUGGAGCUCGUUUGCUAGCAAGGACCAGCAAGACACACAAGUCUUUGUGGAUCCAUUUGGUAACAGCAAUCGCAUUUGCACACAAGGCAAAGUCACAGCACCCAUGUUAUACAACAACUUCACACGAGAUUGGGGGGAAAGCCCCUCGAGUAGCUGA
Messenger RNA from Guillardia theta CCMP2712, 366 nucleotides. RefSeq lists its product as hypothetical. The transcript is spliced from 5 exons. Bases 1 to 366 code for a protein of 121 amino acids. The record is from RefSeq and is a predicted model, not a curated record. NCBI's taxonomy places the organism in Eukaryota, Cryptophyceae, Pyrenomonadales, Geminigeraceae. Gene Ontology annotation, molecular function: calcium ion binding.